This is a messenger RNA of Aspergillus sclerotioniger CBS 115572, 3651 nucleotides long. RefSeq names its product MIZ zinc finger domain protein. NCBI's taxonomy places the organism in Eukaryota, Fungi, Ascomycota, Eurotiomycetes, Eurotiales, Aspergillaceae. The record is from RefSeq and is a predicted model, not a curated record. The transcript is spliced from 2 exons. The coding region runs from base 1 to 3651 and encodes 1216 amino acids. Gene Ontology annotation, molecular function: zinc ion binding; SUMO ligase activity. Gene Ontology annotation, biological process: protein sumoylation.
AUGAGUCCGCGCGGAAGUAAUCGCCGAAGCGAUCCUGCGAACCUUGGCUUUGAAUCGAGCAAUUCGACGGCCAACAUAUUUCUUGGGGGUGUGCGACGAUCCUGGAUGCGGGAUACAAUGGCCACAGGGCCUCCCCUCGCCUCCAACGCCUCGGCCUCUCCCCCGCGUUCAACCACCACCCGUUCGGCUCCCACGUCCACGGCAGCUUCUGGGGGCCCGUCAGGGAGUCCACAGCGGAGGGCGCGUCUGCGGGAAACUCCUCCUCGUGGGCCUCCCGUCGACCUCACCACCUCCACUACUACCACUACCACCACCACCGCUACUCCCUCCUCGUCCUCCGUCACCACCUCCUCGCCGUCUGCCGCUCCGCCGCCGCCGCCGCCUCCUCCUCCUCCUCCUCUUCCUCCCUCCGGUCCGAUGGCUCAAUCCGACCCCCUCCAGCCCAUCUCGACCUCAAAUGGGAGGAAUGAGAAGGAGUCCAAUCUCAGCCGCAGUUUUCCGACCCUGCCGCUGGCCAGUUCUACUACCAUUGCGACAGCCGUUCGAUCGGUGACUUGUCAAACCACCGCGCUCCCGUCGCCCGAUCCGAGUAUCUCAUGCUCCCAGCCCAGCCCCAUCAGUGCGAUUGAUCGGAAUGGUGCUCCGGUCGGACCCAGUCCCUUGUUGACAACUUUGCCCUCCCCUCCGACCGGAGGCACCCCGCCCGUGUCUGCCACUCGGUCAAAUGCGCCCCAGACCGGACUACCGACGCCUACACCGUUGACCCAUGCCACCACAACUCCAGGGGGGGUUCAGGGAACCUCCCCAAUCCUCAGGGGUCCAUCGGAGAGGAUUGGCAAUACCGAACUACAUCCACAUCCACAUCCACGCCCACAACAACCUCAAUCACAAUUACCAUCACAAUCACAACCACAACCACAACCACAGUCGCAACCGUUAAUAUCUCACGAUCCUCGAGCGGGUCCUCAGGUGUCUUCCUGGACAAGCAUGCCAACAUCCCCAGUGGUCCAGGGACACCAGCAAUCGGCGGUAAUGCGGCCAGUCCCCAUGCUACCUAUAGACGUUCCGCUAUUCAAACACUGGCUAGAGAAACUGGAAACCUUUGCGGCUGAAGCGACUCGUAACAGGACCAUUUCCGAAGUCGUCGAGUCGCCUCGGAUUCGUCUUCUGCAGAGCGCUCUGUUGGACAAGGACCCCGUUUACUUGGCCCUCCAUCAGAUGUAUUGCCUCUCAUCCUACGCUCCAUCGGAGCUUCGCAAAUUGCCUGGGUUUGGUCGGGAACAGGAGCAAGGUCUCGCUGUAGUCAAGCAACUGCUCGUUGAUAACCGGCGACUCUCUGGUGAUUUUCUGAGGUGGUGUGUUAAUUUCCCGGAGCCAAUUCAGAACCUACUUGCCCGGUCGUGGUGGCGGGAUGCUUUGGAACAGAUCAUGAAUUCCUUGGUCCACCUCUCACGAAGAUGGGACACCUUCGAACAAGUGACGCGUGAGCGUGGGCUGCCUCCUUUGAUUGAGGAGAUCAUCAUGACGUUCGCUAUCAGAUCACAUGUGAUGCAGUACAACAUCUUCCUGGCUCUGUAUCGACGGCUUCCUGGGCAUCGGGGAGAGCAGAACUUGUUUGACAUCUUCAAUCGAGACGCCAAAUACACAGACGACCGCCUGGACUCGCCGAAUCCCGUGCAUGCGGCACGUGCCAAAAAGGAGAGGGACUUGAUUCUCUCCAUGUAUCAUAAAGCACUCACAUCCACCACUGCCCAGGCAACCACUGCAACUUCUCAGCCUCGCAUUCACUCGCAGCCAGUCGAGUCCCCAUUGACCCCAACCUCUAACCUGCCUCCACAGACAACACCGCACCAGAUUAUGACAAUGCCGCCAGGCUCGGCCGUUCCGGGCUAUGAGACGAGAAGAAGCUCUCAUGCUUCGAUGCCCGGGAAUGGUCCUCAUCCGACAGCCCCCUCCGCUGCUGGGCCCGAUCCAACCAUGUCGAUCGCGCCUGUACCGUACCACUCCCAUACAAUGCCGUUUCCCUCCCAAAUAGCCAGGACACAUUCACCACGUAUGGCCCCAGUGCAUCAACCGCAGCCGCCGCCUCACCCGCCUCAGGUGGUCUACCCAUCACAGGUCGUACCCUCAAAACCCGAAAACAUUCACCAGGCCCCACUAGCGAUUCAUAUGCCAGGCUCUGUAGUCGGGCAUCCUCAGAUGGCCUUCCCCCCACAAACAGCCCCGUCGCACCCGACCAAUACACCCGUAUCGCCAGCAAUCUCCUCGCCAAUGUCAGUUCCUAAUCUUCCCCCUACCCCUGGUUCCAAUCCCGCGUCUUCUGCGUCGGCUCCUCCGCCGCGACGACGCGGCCGCCCGCCACGGUCCUCACAGCCAAAUGCUCAGCCCCUGAUGCGAUAUAGAGCGAUGCAACCAGCAAACCAGGGCUCGCAGCCGGGACCGACUCAGGAUCCGCCUCCGCCUCCGCCUCCACCUUCAGUAUUCACUCCAUUCUUCCCCCGCCGGGCCCACUUCCACCUCCCAAUCCACGACCCCAUCCGCUGCGGGACGGGCUGCACCAGGCUCAUCUACGUGGCCCUGUCAAUCGGCGAGCAGGUGAUGCAGCUCUAUCAGUACCUUCAUUCCUUCGCUGUACACCCCACCCCGCUGGGCCAAUUGGCCUGUCGCUUCGACUGGACAUUUGACCUGCCCAAACCUGCAUUUGAGCGGCUUGCGAAGGUGAAUCAAGAUGGAGACAAGCUGCGUCCGGCGCGUAUUAUUACAAGUGGCCAGCAAAUUUUCCGUUUGCGGUGCAUCCAAGUAGAUGUAUCCACAGAGACCGUCCCCGAACACACUUGGUGCACCACUGAGACAUGCUGGCCCAACGUGCUCUACAUGUUUGUCAACGAGGUGGAGGUUUUUGCUCGGCGUCGUCAACAAAACGGCAAAGACCUGCCCCUCGAAAUCACCGAGCAACUCCGGAAGGGACCCAACACCGUUACUAUACACGUCCUCCGCAGCCCCGCCGAAAUGAGAGAUCAAGUUUACGCUGCGGCGAUCGAGAUCCUCAACAUCUCCGACCUCGGCUCUGUCGUAGCUGCGGCACAGAGCCUGCCUGCCUCGGAAUCCCAAGAGCAAAUCUACAAGCGGCUCACUCCUGACACAGACGACGAACUCAGCAUUAUGAGUGAGGACCUGGUCAUCAACCUCGUUGACCCUUUCACCGCUCGCAUCUUCAACCGCCCUGUUCGAGGCCGUUUGUGCACCCACCAGGAGUGCUUCGACCAUGAAACUUACAUCACCACCCGUGCCUCCAAGUCAGGACGACGUUCCUUCCGAGAAGACUGGCGGUGCCCCAUCUGCAAGAAAGACGCACGCCCUCAGACGCUCCUUGUCGACGGUUUCCUCGUCACUGUUCAUGAUCAUCUAUCCCGGACGAACCAGCUGGACGAUGCGCGCGCCAUCCGCGUCAAAAGGGACGGAACUUGGACUCUGAAGGCAGAUGCCGAUACAUCUACGGAACAGACAUCUGACCGUAUCUCGAGAACUGCGUCUGUAUCCUUGAAACGCAAGUCCAGUGAUUCUACAACUCCUGCCUCGCAGAAACCCAAAUUCGAGAGCGCGCCCGACAACCGCGUCGGGAAUCCCGAACAGGUUAUCAUGUUAGACUAG